AGGACAAGUUCUCCUACAAUGUCGUACAGACGGGAACUAGAGAAAUACCGAGACCUGGAUGAAGAUGAAAUCCUCGGAGCCCUGACAGAGGAAGAGCUCAGAACCUUGGAAAAUGAGCUGGAUGAGCUGGACCCUGAUAAUGCACUGCUGCCUGCAGGCCUGAGGCAGAAGGAUCAGACCACCAAGGCGCCCACGGGCCCCUUUAAAAGAGAGGAACUCUUGGAUCAUUUGGAAAAGCAAGCAAAGGAGUUUAAGGACCGAGAAGAUCUGGUCCCCUACACAGGAGAAAAACGAGGAAAGGUCUGGGUCCCCAAGCAGAAGCCAAUGGAUCCUGUGCUGGAAAGUGUGACAUUGGAGCCAGAGUUGGAGGAGGCCUUGGCAAACGCCUCUGAUGCAGAGCUCUGUGAUAUCGCAGCUAUCCUGGGCAUGCACACCCUCAUGAGCAACCAGCAGUACUACCAGGCCCUGGGCAGCAGCUCCAUCGUGAACAAGGAGGGCCUCAAUAGUGUGAUCAAACCAACACAGUACAAGCCCGUGCCUGAUGAAGAACCCAACUCCACAGACGUAGAAGAGACGCUGGAGCGGAUAAAGAACAAUGACCCUGAACUUGAAGAGGUUAACCUCAAUAACAUCCGGAAUAUCCCCAUACCCACCCUCAAGGCCUAUGCAGAAGCCCUGAAAGAGAACUCUUACGUGAAGAAGUUCAGCAUCGUUGGGACACGGAGCAAUGAUCCUGUGGCGUAUGCCCUUGCUGAGAUGCUCAAGGUGAACAAGGUGUUGAAGACGCUGAAUGUGGAAUCCAAUUUCAUUUCUGGAGCCGGGAUCCUGAGACUGGUGGAAGCCCUUCCACACAACACGUCUCUUGUGGAGCUAAAAAUUGAUAACCAGAGCCAGCCCCUGGGCAACAAAGUGGAAAUGGAGAUCGUGAGCAUGUUGGAAAAAAAUGCAACGCUUCUCAAAUUCGGCUACCACUUCACUCAGCAGGGACCUCGGCUGCGGGCAUCCAACGCAAUGAUGAAUAACAACGACCUUGUGAGGAAGAGGCGGCUCGCAGACCUGACCGGGCCCAUCAUUCCCAAGUGCCGGAGUGGCGUCUAGAGUGGAGGAGAAGACCAUGCCUUUGAACUGGACAUGCUCUGAUAAUCUGUGCUCUGCUGUGGAAACCAGAAGGCAGACUGCCGGCACAAAAUACUUUUGUGGUUCAAUUCUUUAUGCACUAAGGUUUUAGGUUAACUAGUGGUUGUAGUUAAAAAUUUUAUAAAAUAUGGCUAAUGUGAAGGGGUUGUUUUUAGUAACAGCAGUUCAGUUUAGUUAUUUAAAAACUAUGAAGCCCCCAAACCAGCAGAUCUUACUGCAGAUGGAGUCACAUCAGCAGUGACUGAAGCCAGGAGCUUUGCUGUAUUUCAGUGUGUAACACAUGAACAGACACUUCUUCCACUUGAUUCUAGAAGCCUUAUAAAAACUUUAUUACAAAUUGGAUCUUAGCUAUU
Messenger RNA from Elephantulus edwardii (Cape elephant shrew), 1490 nucleotides. It is a transcript of the gene TMOD1, whose product is annotated as tropomodulin 1. Gene Ontology annotation, molecular function: tropomyosin binding. Gene Ontology annotation, cellular component: striated muscle thin filament; myofibril. The record is from RefSeq and is a predicted model, not a curated record. Gene Ontology annotation, biological process: myofibril assembly; pointed-end actin filament capping; muscle contraction. The transcript has 9 exons. Lineage: Eukaryota; Metazoa; Chordata; Mammalia; Macroscelidea; Macroscelididae. Bases 19 to 1098 code for a protein of 359 amino acids.